Molecule: messenger RNA, 1116 nt
Organism: Suillus discolor
Lineage: Eukaryota; Fungi; Basidiomycota; Agaricomycetes; Boletales; Suillaceae
Exons: 4
Coding region: 6-1064 (352 amino acids)
Biological process (GO): peptidyl-histidine methylation, to form tele-methylhistidine
Molecular function (GO): protein-L-histidine N-tele-methyltransferase activity
Source: RefSeq, a predicted model, not a curated record
UGAAAAUGUUCAAAUUCAACUUCGAUGUGGAGGACGAUACUGAACAAAGUACAGAUGUAAAUCACACAACACAAAAUCAUGGGCCCGCUUCUGUGCAGGCGGUCGUCCCAGACGUGUUCACAGAGCUUUUUCUCACGGACGCGUUAAACAGCCUACCGUCCAAAAUUUCUUACUCUCCAAUCACGAUCCCACUUGCCAGCGGAGCUGAACUUUCACUUCCACGCCGUGAUCUGUUCGAUGCGAGGUUUCAAUUGAUCUCACAAAAUGUCGAUGACCCGGAUGCAUUGGAACAACCGUCUAUCACUGAUGCACGGUCUGCAUUGCACUUUUUGGACGCACCCUCUGACCUUGUCCCUCUUGUCUACGAGGGCGGCUUGAAGACUUGGGAAUGCAGUCUCGAUCUUGCCAGCUAUCUGGAUGGUAUAAGCUCACAGUUUGAUGUAAGCGGCAAGCGUGUGCUAGAGAUCGGAUGUGGCACAUCAAUACCGUCGCUGUACAUUCUUCAUCGAAUAUUCUCCUCCCCACCUUCUCAGAAUCAGACACAUAUCCACCUCCAGGACUAUAACGCCUCCGUGUUGGAAUUGGUGACUAUUCCCAAUAUUAUUCUGACCUGGUAUCUGUCAGAGGCAGCAGAGACGUACCGCAAAUCAGAGGAGCAGGCAGACUCUCCUUUGGAGUUGGAUAUAUCGGAAAGUCUCAAAGAUGCAUUCCAUCAAUCCUUGAUGACCUACGGUGUCGAAUUACGUUUUUUCUCUGGCUCAUGGGAUACAUUCGACCUAUGUGGGAGCUACAACCUGGUGCUGACAUCCGAGACCAUAUACCGUAUGGAAUCUCUUCCGAGCCUUACUGCUAUUAUGCGCGGUGCUUGCAAGGCCGAAGGCCCCAAAGGUGUAGACGAUUACCUCUGUCUUGUAGCCGCAAAAGUGCUCUACUUUGGUGUGGGUGGCGGAGUAACAGAGUUUGUGCGAUGUGUACAAGGUUCGGAUGAAGGAGGCACGGUUAAGACUGUAUGGGAGAAAACACAAGGCGUCGAAAGGAGGGUAAUGAGUAUCACAUGGAAUUGACGAUGUUAUUUGAUCCUUACCCGCGAAAUGAAACGAAGCAUGAUUCAUAUGU